AGGUUUUUCCAGGUGCGGUUGAUCAAGCGGAAGGCUGACGUCUGCGUAGUCAGCUCUGGGGCUCCACACAUCCUCACUAAACUGUAGUAAACUAACACAUCGUCUUAUAGGCAGUGAUGUCGAUACAGAAAAACGCGCCUCUCGCUUCAUUUCUCACCUGAGGACGGAGGAAGAGGAGACCUGCGGCUCAUGGCCGUGAUUGUAGUCGCUUUCAUAUUGGUGUGCACCGGGUCAUGGGACCAGACUUUCCUCACAGCCGCUCAGACUUGUGUGGAUGAGAGCGGGUUUAAGGAGGAGGUGGUCUACGUGGGGCAGCAGGGGCCUCCGUAUCGGCUGAACUGCCCUCUAGAGCCUUUGCAGCCCCCGAGCUCCCCACAGCCCCGGCUGAGCUGGCAGAAGGACUGUCAGCAGCUCCACAAUCAGGAGGGGAAGACCUACCUGGAGUUUGCCAGGCUCAGCAUUGAAGACCAAGGGAAUUACACCUGUAUGCAACAAGGCAACAGCACAGCUUCAUUCACUGUGCACCUCAUUGUUAAAGAGUCCCAGUGCUCCAAAGCCCCAGAGUUUAAACCUAAGGGAGGCCUGGAGAGAUUGUGGAGGAAGGUGGGAUUCACUGUGAAACUGAACUGCACUGCUCUCCUCCUCUGGGACCAAAAUGAGGAGCAAUGUGACACCACGCUGCAGUGGAGUAAAAAUGGCCAACCCCUCACCAACUUCACACUUUACAUGCAGAAUACCUCUUCAUGGUCUCCUGUUGCUGGCCAGCUGAUGGUAAACAGUCUGCUGGUGAUCACCCUCAGGGAGCUGGAAGAUUUUGGGCUCUACAGCUGCACAGUGAGGAACGUUUCAUCUGAUUUCAUCCUCCAGGAUUCAAAUGGACCCAGCCACACAGCUGCUGUUAUUGCAGCCAUCGUCCUCCUCCUCUUCCUGGCUGUAGCUGCUGUCGUGUACUCCAGGUGUCACCUGAACAUCAAACUCUGGUACAAGAACUCCUACGGAGACUAUGAACUCAACGAUGGGAAAUUAUAUGAUGCCUACAUCUCCUAUGUGAACAAUGACUAUGACAGGAAGUUUGUCAACUUUAUUCUCAGACCUCACCUGGAAAAUAAAAAUUGGUACAAGGUGCAUCUCAAUGACAAUGACAUCCUACCUGGCGGAGAACCCUCUGCAGAGCUGCUAAUGAACAUGAGUCGUUCUCGGCGUCUCAUCGUGCUGCUCUCUCAUGCUUACCUCGAGCAGGACUGGUGCUCCAAUAGCUUCAGACAGGGCCUUCUGCACUUGCUGGAGCUAUGUGAGAAGCCCAUCCUUAUCAUGUUAGAGGGUCAGUCCAAACGCAUGGGGCCUGAGAUCAAGCAGCAGCUCAGUGAGCACCAGCACUGCCUCACUAUACUCACCUGGAGACACAACUCUGUGACUCCUUCCUCAGUUUUCUGGAUGGAGCUGGCCUUAGCGAUGCCUCGCAGGGUCCUCUUCCAUACUGAGUAUGCAGGGGACCCACAGACCGUGCUGCAAGACGACAAAGACCCCAUGCUGACGCUCGAACCCGACUACCUGGACUGCCGCUCAGACGCUGACCCCACCGGAGAUCUGGGGCUUCGCCUCCCUGUCUACAAGGCUUUGGCCUGUAAAGCUCCCGUCCUCCCUGCUGCUCCCAUCACAGCCGCCGAGCCCAAACCCUCGGACAUCGACGUGUCAGACUUGGGAUCGCGCAACUACGGAGGCCGCUCAGACUUUUACUGCCUGGUCACUAAGGAGGACAUUUGAGCCACACUCCCCCUCACUUCUGCUGAUCUCUAAAAAUGGCCACCUAAAUGAAGAUCCCCAUUAGCAUUGCUUUUAUAUUUUAUCUGUGAUAAGUAGCUAAAUAUGUUUGUUUCUUUUCUUUAUUAUGUUGUUAAAAUCAAAAUGUUAGUUUUCUAUUUCCAUUCACCCAAGACUGAUUUGUUUUGUUUUUGUACUUUGUACUAUUGUGUAAAACAUUUUAUGGGAAAUUGUACAAGAAAUUAUCUGAAAUUUUUGUGUCAAUCAGGGAAAGAAAUAACUUAAGAUAUAUAUGUAGAAAUUUUGAUCUCACAGCCAAGAUGUUUCUGUUAGUCCCCCAGCAGAGGGCAGAGUAAUGUCAGGUAACAUGAAGGAGUCCUGUUUGUUUUGUGGCAGAUAAAAGUAUACAGAUGGUUUGGAAUGACAGAAAAAAAUCCACGUGACAGAGUCUUAAAAGUCAGAUUUGAACCUUGAAACCUGUUUGCACUCCGGUCAUCUGAAAAAGUGCAACGUCCGGGAGUGAAGAGCUCACAUUUCUUGGCAAUUCUGCUUUGUAUGUGAUAUAAACUGACUGAUAACAACAUGGCAAUCAUGCUAAUAAAGUGCUUUGACAAAAUACUAGACUCUUUCUCUCUGUAAGGACUGAUGACCUCUGUCCUUAUGGAGUGAUGAGUACCUGCAGUACUAAAUAAGAGCCUAAGUAAGGGAACAGCCGGGAGGCUCUGCUGUUGUUCCUGUCUGAGCAGGAACAAAUAUGUAAACAGGGAGCGGCCGACAUUUUACCACUUUAGUGUCGGUCCCAACACAAAUGCUGCAGCGCACACAUGAGAAAUACUUACAAAAUUAUAUUUCCAUAC
This is a messenger RNA of Xiphias gladius (swordfish), 2618 nucleotides long. It is a transcript of the gene sigirr, whose product is annotated as single immunoglobulin and toll-interleukin 1 receptor (TIR) domain. The coding region runs from base 190 to 1764 and encodes 524 amino acids. The transcript is spliced from 10 exons. Gene Ontology annotation, biological process: signal transduction. The record is from RefSeq and is a predicted model, not a curated record. Lineage: Eukaryota; Metazoa; Chordata; Actinopteri; Istiophoriformes; Xiphiidae.